Molecule: messenger RNA, 2353 nt
Organism: Erinaceus europaeus (western European hedgehog)
Lineage: Eukaryota; Metazoa; Chordata; Mammalia; Eulipotyphla; Erinaceidae
Gene: ALDH1A2
Product: aldehyde dehydrogenase 1 family member A2
Exons: 14
Molecular function (GO): aldehyde dehydrogenase (NAD+) activity
Source: RefSeq, a predicted model, not a curated record
AGCCCCCCGCACCCCGGGCCCCACGUCCAAUAAGAAGCGGCGGGCCUGACACCUGCCUAUAUACAGGGAGCGCGCCGCAGCGCUCGCCGCCCGCCCUCGCCGCCCCCGCCGCCCCCGCACCGCCGCGCCAUCCCGCGGGCCACAGCCCCGCACCAUGACCUCCAGCGAGAUCGAGCUGCCCGGCGCGCUGCAGGCCGACCCCGCCGCCCUCAUGGCGUCCCUGCACCUCCUGCCGGCGCCCACGCCCAACCUGGAGAUCAAGUACACCAAGAUUUUUAUCAACAACGAGUGGCAGAACUCAGAGAGUGGGAGAGUGUUCCCUGUCUACAAUCCAGCCACCGGAGAGCAGGUGUGUGAAGUUCAGGAAGCAGACAAGGCAGAUAUAGACAAAGCUGUACAGGCAGCCCGCCUGGCUUUCUCUCUCGGCUCUGUAUGGAGAAGGAUGGAUGCUUCAGAAAGAGGACGUCUGCUGGACAAGCUGGCGGACUUGGUGGAACGAGACAGGGCCAUUCUUGCGACCAUGGAAUCGCUCAAUGGUGGCAAGCCAUUCCUGCAAGCUUUCUAUGUGGACUUGCAAGGGGUCAUCAAAACCCUUCGGUAUCAUGCUGGCUGGGCUGACAAAAUCCACGGGAUGACCAUUCCAGUAGAUGGCGACUACUUCACCUUCACAAGACACGAACCCGUUGGAGUGUGUGGACAGAUCAUCCAGUGAUGGAACUUCCCCCUGCUGAUGUUUGCCUGGAAAAUUGCUCCAGCUCUUUGCUGUGGCAAUACAAUCGUUAUCAAGCCCGCAGAACAAACGCCACUUAGCGCACUCUACAUGGGAGCCCUCAUCAAGGAGGCUGGCUUUCCACCAGGAGUCAUCAAUAUUUUGCCAGGAUAUGGGCCAACAGCUGGGGCAGCAAUAGCGUCUCAUGUGGGCAUAGACAAGAUUGCCUUCACGGGCUCCACCGAGGUCGGGAAGCUUAUCCAAGAAGCAGCGGGGAGAAGCAAUUUGAAGCGAGUAACUUUGGAGCUGGGAGGGAAGAGUCCCAACAUCAUCUUUGCCGAUGCUGACCUGGACUACGCUGUGGAGCAGGCUCACCAGGGCGUGUUCUUCAACCAAGGCCAGUGCUGCACCGCCGGCUCCCGCAUCUUUGUGGAGGAGUCCAUCUACGAGGAGUUUGUGAGAAGAAGCGUGGAGCGGGCCAAGAGGCGUAUAGUGGGGAGUCCCUUUGACCCCACCACGGAGCAGGGACCCCAGAUUGAUAAGAAGCAGUACAACAAGAUCCUGGAGCUCAUCCAGAGCGGCGUGGCGGAGGGCGCCAAGCUGGAGUGCGGUGGGAAAGGGCUGGGCUGCAAGGGCUUCUUCAUCGAACCCACGGUGUUCUCCAACGUCACCGAUGACAUGCGCAUCGCCAAGGAGGAGAUCUUUGGUCCCGUUCAGGAAAUCCUGAGAUUUAAGACGAUGGAUGAAGUUAUUGAAAGAGCCAACAACUCCGACUUUGGCCUGGUGGCAGCGGUCUUUACCAAUGACAUCAACAAAGCCCUGACAGUGUCAUCUGCAAUGCAAGCUGGGACUGUGUGGAUCAACUGUUACAACGCCUUGAAUGCCCAGAGCCCCUUUGGAGGAUUCAAGAUGUCUGGAAAUGGGCGAGAAAUGGGAGAAUUCGGUUUGCGAGAAUACUCAGAAGUUAAGACAGUGACGGUCAAGAUCCCCCAGAAGAACUCCUAAGAUGCCAGGAGAAGAGUCCCAGCACACCGCGAUCACCAUGCUCCUCCAGGGCCCCUCCGUCUGUCCGUCCAUCAGUCACACCCAGUGGUUCAUCACAUGUCACCCUUGCCUCUCAGCCUGCCCUGUGCCAGGCCACAUGCUCCUGGUCCCCAGAGAAGCCACCAGCUUGGUGCAGGCAGUGUCGGAUUUCUCUCCUCCCGCGCCUCCCCCAUCUCCCUCAUCUGCCAAGCCCAAUCCGAUCUCUAAUGUUAGACGGAGCUCACUUAUUUAAAAGUGCCAAACUUAACCUAAAGUAUCUGACAUGCGGGCCACACGUAUACAGCCCCACGUAUUCAACAGUCUUCUGCUUCCUAGCCAGUUUUCUAUUUAUAACCUGUGUCUCUCCAUGAUGUUUAAAGGACUCUCCACUCGCUGGGGCUUACAGAUGACACACAGUGUGUCUGUGGCCAAGGGUCCCAGAGAUGUCACUCUUUCAGGUGGCGCCAAGCUUUUCCCUGUAGUGUACAUCCCAGUGAAUACACCCACUAACCAGCUAGUUACCUUUGCCCUCUAUAGAGAAUGUGAAAAGGAAGAUCUAUUCCUUCUAAUGUACGUAAGAAACACACCUCUGGGCUAGCAAUAAAGCAUUUAUAUUGUGUA